Molecule: messenger RNA, 819 nt
Organism: Rubroshorea leprosula
Lineage: Eukaryota; Viridiplantae; Streptophyta; Magnoliopsida; Malvales; Dipterocarpaceae
Source: the annotation of a GenBank genome assembly
UACGAUUCUACCCAUCGAUAAAGCACUGCUACUACUACUGUAGAGUUGUCAUCAGUGGGAGAAAGGGAGGCAGAAGCCAGUGCCGGCCAAAGAAGACGAACAAAUUUCUUUCCCAUUUUUCCGAUCCCAUUCUCGAUUCCGACCUCGAUCCAAGCUCCCCGACGAUGAGUACCAUGAAAUAUUGCUGCGACUGCAACAACAUUCUGUAUCCCAAGGAAGACAAGGAGCAGAGAAUCCUCCUCUACGCCUGCCAGAACUGCGACCACCAGGAGAUAGCUGAUAGCAAUUGUGUGUAUAAAAUUGAGGUGCACCACUCUUUUGGAGAGCACACUCAAGAAUUGCAGGAUGUAGCUGCAGAUCCAACUCUUCCUCGAACUAAAUCUGUCCAGUGUGCAAAAUGUGGGAAUGGAGAAGCUGUCUUCUUCCAGGCAAACGCUAAAGGAGAAAAAGAUAUAACGCUCGUCUUUGUGUGUUGUAAACCAAACUGUGGACAUCGUUGGAGGGAUUGACAUUUUCAUAAGUUGAUGCUCGGUAAUUUUGUAACGGUCGGUUUUCCUGAACUAGCACUUUAGGAUUUUGCAGUAAGCUUGUUUGGAAGUUAAGAUCUUCAACCUGAACAUGCAUCAUCAUUUUCAUGCUAACUUUUGAAUAUUUAACGCGGUUUAGAAUCUUCAUCCAAGCAGAAAAGGGUGGUGAUUUUUCCGAAUUCCUUCGUGCUUUCUGCAUGAACCAUCAUGAAUCAUCCUCGUCCCUGCCUGUUGGUGGCAUUUUUCUUUCCCUUUUGUUCUUUAAGAGGAAAAAGAAAUGAGGGUGUGACAU